AUGGAGAGAAAGAAAACGCUUACCAUGAACUGGGAUGCCCUGGGAGACCAUGAUCAUGAUGAUGAUGAACGUUUCUUUGAGACCUACGACCGCCUAUCCUCCGUUGUUCCUAUCGAUUUGGCCUCUUCUGGUUCCGACGAUGACGAUGAUUAUGAUGACACCCGGCUGUCCUUUGCCUCCGCCAUUUCUUCCCUUUCCACUACUGAAUUCCGAAACUAUGCAGCUGCUACCUUGUCCCCCAAGGAUGCUUCCAUGGCAGUUGCGAUGUCCCCAGACUAUGAUAUCUGGAUGGCAUCCCCUGGAUCCAUUACAGAACGUCGGAAGCGUCUCCUUCAAGGCAUGGGCUUGAAUAGCAAUAAAGAGCUUCUUAAAAUGGCAAGUAAAGGGUUGGUGCGUGAUGUUACCAAGAACAAUUGUGUCGUCAAGGAUGACGGUUCUAGUAUUGAUCACCAUGAUCAUAUUGAAGACUCCAAACAGGAGCCUUCCUCUUCAGUAUCGCUACCCGUUCUACUUGUGCGUUCGAGGUCCGACAGUGAUAUAGAAUCGUUUAGCGUUGAGAAGAAAAGGAAAGAAGAAUUACUUGGGUUGAUGUCGAAGCAAAGACUUACAAGAACGUCGUCAAUGAUAAUUGUGUCUCAUGGUCGACUGUUUCCGUCUCAAGAUUCAAACAUAGUCUCGCCCAAGGAUGCACGAAGGGAACGCUCAGUGGCGCACAGCAGCGCAUUGACUUCAAUAUUAUCAAAUAGCCGGUUUGGGGCUUUUUUCUUGAUAAAGAAUUUGGAUACUGGAAAAGAAUUUAUUGUUAAUGAGUAUGGUGAGGAUGGGAUGUGGAAUAGGCUCAGUGAUCUACAAACAGGGAAGCAAUUGACGAUGGAGGAAUUCGAAAAGUGCGUUGGCCAUUCACCGGUUGUCAAGGAGCUGAUGCGGAGAGAAAAUGUUUCUAGAUUGAACGGUAUUGAUCAAGAGGGAAAUGAUCGAAAAAUCAGUGCUAAUUCAUACCUUUCUAAGAGUUUGAGAAUGAGCAAAAGAAGGGGGGCGGCUCUUUUGAAAAACAUAAAAGGUGUGGCUUACUCUAUGUCUAUGAGCGGAUCGUCAAGAAUUCAGGAUCCAAAACCGGAGUCAAAGUUGAGCAAGAAUUCUGCCUCAUCUGGAUGGAUAAAGGUUAGGCAGACAGGGAAAUCGUACAAGGAGCUAAGUGCUUUACAUCUAUGUCAAGAGAUUCAGGCUCACCAAGGAUCAAUUUGGACCAUUAGGUUCAGUUCAGAUGCACGAUUUCUUGCAAGUGGGGGUGAAGAUAGGGUUAUUCAUAUUUGGGAAGUGCAAGAAUGUGAAGUUAUGUCAUUGCAUGAAGGAAAUCUUACCCCACUUCAUCCAUCAUUAUGUAGCUCAACUCCAAGUCUAGGAGAGGUCUCGCCAAUGUCAUCAGAGAGGAAGAAGAAGUCGAAGGGUUCCUCUAGCAGGAAAGGUUAUUCGAUUCCUGAGUUCGUCCAUGUGCCAGAAACUGUGUUUUCGCUAUCCGAGAAACCAGUCUGCUCUUUCACAGGUCAUCUUGAUGAUGUCUUGGACUUGUCCUGGUCUAGAUCUCAGCAGCUGCUUUCAUCUUCAAUGGACAAAACUGUUAGGUUAUGGGACAUGGAAUCCAAGAGCUGUCUAAAGUUGUUUGCUCACAAUGAUUAUGUGACUUGCAUUCAGUUCAAUCCAAUGGAUGAAAGAUACUUCAUAAGUGGCUCCCUUGAUGCAAAAGUUCGAAUCUGGAACAUACCUGAUCGAGAACUGGUGGACUGGGCAGAUCUUCAUGAAAUGGUCACUGCUGUUUGCUACACUCCUGAUGGCCAGGGUGCUCUCGUUGGUUCACAUAAAGGAAGUUGUCGAAUGUACAAUGUGGAGGAUUGCAAGUUGAACCAGAUGGAACAUGUGGUUGUACAGAACAAGAAGCGGUCUCAAACAAAGAAAAUAACUGGUUUCCAGUUUUCACCAGGGAAUCCGGCUGAAGUGCUCGUUACCUCUGCUGAUUCUCGUAUUCGAAUUUUGGAUGGUUCAGAAAUUGUCCAUAAAUUCAGAGGUUUUAGAAAUAUCAACAGCCAAAUUUCAGCUUCAUUCAGUUCAGAUGGAAAACAUGUGAUAAGUGCCAGUGAGGAUUCUCAUGUAUACAUUUGGAAGCGACAAGAGCCUCAGCCUCGAGGAGGUACAGGAAAAGGCAAGAGUGUGAUCAAUACUCGAUCUCAUGAAAACUUCCAGUGCAGAGAUGUAUCAGUAGCCAUCCCAUGGAAUGGUACAGUAAAGGGUGAUCCCCCUCCAUUGCAGAUGCAUUCUAAAAGGCAAUCAAAACGAUCUUCUGCCCCCUCACAACCGCCAUCGGCCAGCAAUUCUCCCACCAAAGAAGAUGCAGCUGUAAAUAGUAAGCGACAUUUAUCGCCUUCAGCCAAUGAGUCACCCACUAGAGAGGAGAACUCUCCAGUUAAAAACAGCAAGAGACAAUUGCCACCUCUUCCAAAGAAAAACAACAUAGAUCGAUCUCAAACUCCUCCCGAAGAAGAUCUGUCUCCAAUCUCUCGUUCGGAUUCUGGCCUUGGAGAGUCAUUUGCUUCAAACUCCUCUUCAAUAAGAUAUGGUGAUUCACCUUCUAUUUCUGCUGCUCCUACACCAUCUUCUUCUUGGUCUUCCUCUUGGUUAUGGUUUGAUGGAGGUAGCCAUGCGAACCAAACCGUCCAAGCAACCGCAUGGGGCUUGGUGAUUGUGACAGCUACAUUAGGAGGCGAAAUCAGGACUUAUCAAAAUUUUGGUUUGCCUCGGAAGAUUGGCCGCCAAGGGAACCUAUUUUGA
Messenger RNA from Dovyalis caffra, 2823 nucleotides. The record is from the annotation of a GenBank genome assembly. Lineage: Eukaryota; Viridiplantae; Streptophyta; Magnoliopsida; Malpighiales; Salicaceae.